Molecule: messenger RNA, 2892 nt
Organism: Adineta steineri
Lineage: Eukaryota; Metazoa; Rotifera; Eurotatoria; Adinetida; Adinetidae
Source: the annotation of a GenBank genome assembly
AUGGCGACUGAAAAUAACGACGAGAAACUUCUAAAACAAUGUAUUCAAUCUAUUAUUGAUGCUGUUUCCGAUACAAUUAAUCAGUCACCAGGAGAAAACAAUUCCCCACAAUUACUCAAUAAUCUACGAAAAAAAAUUAAUAAAAUCGCAGACAAAUCUUUUUCUUCAUUAUCAACACAAUGUCGAAAUUAUCUUUUGAAUAUUUUAUGUGAAUAUCAUUAUAGUGAAAAACACAAGACUUUAUCUGAUUCAUUUACAAACGAUAUGUUAGAUUCAUUUUUACAGGAUCUUCAAGGUCGAUUACAAUCUCUUGAUGUCUUUCACGCUGCAUGGAGUGGUAAUCAAUUGAUUGUUGAAGAAUUUAUUGAAGACUAUCCGCAGUUAAUGGAUAAAACGGGUCUUUAUGAAACUACACUUCUGUAUUCAGCAGCUCGAAAUAAUCAUUUCGAUUUAGUCAAAUAUCUUAUUGAAGACGCUGAAUGUUCUGUCAAUGCUCGAAAUGAAGAAUAUGUUCAGAAAGAUCAAGCAGUUACUACAAAAAGAGCAACCAUUAGUUCAGUAGCAUUACAUGCUGUUUGUUUUCAAGGACAUUUAGAUAUUGUCACCUAUUUAAUUUCACAUGGUGGUGAUUAUUAUAUAUUAAAUAAUGCUAAUGAAACACCUGUUCAAAAUGGACAACGUACAUCCAAUAUUCGAGAAUUUUUUAAAGACUUUUUAAUAUUUGCAAUGGAACAAUGGAUUGCGUUUCCACCAGAUAUAUCAGAUCAACUUCAACAAUCGUUAACUAAAAAAACAUUUGAAACUGAACUUCGUUUGAAAACAGGUCGAGAUCGUUCUCAUAUUUCAAUUACAAAAUUUCUACGUUUCGGACCAGAUCCUGAAAAACCCAAUAAUUCUGCUUGGAUUCGUUGUCGAGGUUCAUCACUUCAAAAUUUUCAUUGUUAUGCUCAAUGGCAAAUGAUGUUUAUUCGACAUCCAACAGGCACCAUCAAUCCAUCGCCUUCGAUAGAAGUACUUGAUAUGUCAACAGAAACAGCAAUGAAUUAUCGAAGACGAUAUGUUAAUAUUGUUUUAAAAAUUCUUGAAAAUGAACGAAUAACAUUAAAUCUAGAGACUUUUUCAUUUACAAAUGGACAAAAUACAAUUGUAGGUUUUUUAAGAUGGAUACCAAAAUUAAUCUCGAAUAUGACAGAUUUAUUAUCUGUUGAUAAUUUUGAAUUAACUAAUAAUUCGAGUGUUAUAUUACUUACAACAACAUGUGUCAAACAAGCACAAGAUAAUAAAAUUAUUUCGCCCGAUCAAAUGCGUUACUACUAUGAGUUGAUAUAUGAGAAUGCCUUUCAAAACGAUGAUUUAGAAUUUUCAAAUAAGCGAGGAGAAAACGAAAAUGAUACGAAUAAUCUAAUACAAGUUAUUCAAGGUGAUUUAUUAAUGGAAACGACUGAUGUGAUUGUUGUUUGUUCAUUAUCGAAAUUUUUAAUGGACCACGUUUUUAACGCUGGUGGAAAAUCAUUAAGAUCUGCUUUUGAUAAAAAAAGGAAAGAAAACGAAAACUAUUCGAUAAUUAGUAUUCGAACAGAAGGUUCACUUAAAUGUAAAGCAAUUUAUUUUGUUCCAUGGAAACCAAAUUCUGAUGAAAAUCGACUUUGUCAAUCAAUUAAACAAUUAGUAAAAAAUGUCAUUAAAAAAGCAGUGAGUGAAAAUUUUCAAAGUGUUGCUUUUCCGGCUAUUGGCUGUGGAGGAUUUGAAUGUUCAACAAGUCUUAUUGCUAAGACAUUUAUCGGUCAAUGUCAACGAUUAUUAGUGAAAUAUCCUUUAUCAAUUGUAUUUGUCAUUCAACCUGAAAAAGUUGAGAUCUAUGAUGAAUUUCGUCAACAUAUUGGUUUAUCCAAACAUGGACAAACAACAGUCAAAGAACCACCAGUAUCUUUAAGAAUAGGAAAUGGAAUUAUUGAAGUAAAAAAAGAUGAUAUUACAAAGCAAAAAGUUGAUGUUAUUAUUGCCGCUGGUGGUCAAGCUCAAAUUGUUUAUACUAAAGAACUAACAGCUAAUUUAAAUGCAUCAGUUAUUAUUACUCCAUCAGGUCAUUUGCAUUGUAAAAAUAUCUUCUUUUUCAAAUGGGAACCAAAUAAAAAUAAAACUAUUCUUCAACAAUCUAUAGUCGAUCUCAUAUCGAAUAUAGUACAACAUGUUAACUCAUAUAAAUAUACUUCAAUUGCAUUUCCUGCUCUUGGAUGUGGUAAACAUGCUUGUUCAGUUGAUAUUGUUGUUAAAACAAUGGUUAGAGAAAUGAAACAACAAAUUAAAAAGAAUGGAUUACCAUGGACAGAAAAAUUCAUUAUUCAUCCAAGUCAACAAAAUAUUUAUGAUGAAUUUUGUAAACAAGUUCUAUCAUCGGAUCAUGCAUCCAACGAUUAUCGAUUACCUUCAACAUGGGAACGAUCUGAUGACGAUGAAAUACGAUUUAUUGUACCGAAAAAUACCGACGAAUAUAAACAAAUUAUCAAAAAACGUCUAUAUCAUGGUUGUCCAGAAGGACCGGCAGAUGCGAUUAUACAAGAUUGUUUUAAUCGAAGUUUUGCUGGCGUCAAUGGUAUUUUUUAUUUAGUAAAAUUUCAAUUAUAUCUCUAUGAAUCGAUUUUAGGUACACUGUAUGGUUUUGGGGUUUAUUUUUCAUCACGGGCAACUUACAGCCAUGGCUAUGCAGUAUCAAAUAAAAAUAAAGAGCAUUGCAUGUUUGUUUGCCGUGUUCUUGCUGGAAAAACUACUAAAGGAGAUGGUUCAAUGAAAGUUCGGCCAGCUGGAUUCGACUCAACGACAGAUAGAAUUCACAUGACUGUUACUUAUCAUGAUGCUCAAGCAUAUGCUGAAUACUUAAUAACCUACCAAUAA